AUGGCUUUCCAAUCUGUUCUGGUUGUUGGAGGUCGUUUUGAUGACAAUUCGAGCCAGGAAAAACUAUCAAAGUUCCUGUAUGAUGGUUUAGUGGCUGCAUUCAGUGGCAGUGAUCUAGAUAACUUGGAUGCACAAUUUUUGGAUUGUUUAGCGAGACCUGCAAAUCCAACAGAGACUAAGGAAUAUGGUUUAACUUUAGAAUAUCUUCUAUGUGAAAAUAUUCUACUUCGUAUACUAUUCAAUCCAACAUGUGAUCAAUUACGUUUUGGUCUUCAAGAAGCAUUGAAUCAUGUGAUUGGUAAUGAGUCAAUUGUUGAAUAUCCUGUAACACCAUCAACAUUGGGAAGAGUUUCAUUAGUCUAUACAGGUCAAUUACUUGGUUUCACUGGUGAAUGGCUUUUGAAUGAUUCAGCGUUUAGUGGACAUAAUCUACUUUUAUGGCUUGAUGGUGAAGCAGCUAUGAGUUGGUGGCCUCAUUUAAAGAAAUUCUCAAAUUUUGGUGAUCAAAUUAAAUUGAACAUUUUAACACCGAUUGCUGGCACUGGGACAUGUUGGCCAGUGGAUAAAUCAGGUCGACCACAUUCUGUUCUUGCACAGAUUAACGCUCGUAUGGCUAAAGUUGAUAUCAGUAUUGAAGCAAGCUGGCGAUUGAAUGGAAAACCAUUAAAUACUCACGGGAAUUUAUCUGGUUUUCAAGGUAUACGAUCAUUUGUUGAUCAUGUUCUCCAUCGACAUCCAGUAACUAAAACAAUUUUGGAUUCGGAUAAUUCAUCAACUGGAGCUGCUUUGAAUACAAUACGUCCAGUGAUUUAUGUAUUCCCUGGUCAUGGGAUAUCAUCACAGUCGUGCGCUUUAUUCGCUGUACAAGGAUUUACAGCUCUACUAGGCGGAAGUUAUACAUCUCAGACAUUACCGAAUUGGUGGCCAAUGGUAAAACAUUUACCAAAAUUGGAUGCUACUCUGCUUCCUGAUUGGUCGGCGUCAAACAUUUUGACCUAUCGAUUCAUAGAGGAGAUUUUAAAAUCAGAACAAAGUAUUGGUGGAAUGUUGGGUGAAAUACUAAUGCCGCCUAGUGUCAACUCUUCUACAGAUGGCUUAUCAGAUAUAUCUUCGGGGUUGAUUUUAUCUCCACCAUCAAAUAUAUCAGGUCCUCAUCAUGGCACUUGGGCUUCAUCAGCUAGUCUAUCAACUGAUGUGAUUCCACCUUCUGUAAUCUUGUACUCAAAAUUAGGCUGGGGUGAAUUAAAACUACAGCCUUUAUCGCAUCGUUCUGGUCUUUUACUUAUGUGGGAGUCAACAGCGCAUGACAUUCCUUCACAACAUCCUCUAUGUAUUGUUCUUCCAUCGACACACCAAGCCAAUGCUAAUCCAGUUCAAAGUUUAAACCGAUUGGUUAAGACACUGUGUCAAAUCCCACAACUUUCAGGCCCACCAUCAAGUCGUACAGUGAAAUCCCUUACUAAACCUACCACAAAGCCGUUAACACGAGCACCAAUAUCUCGUCCUUCAAAACCUGUUACGAAUACAACAACUGUAAAAGAAACUAUUGUUCAUAAGACAACGGGUACGUUGAAUACAAAACCAAUGCCAUCAAGAAAUAUUUCAUCAGCUCCACCUCAUCAAAAUCAUUUAAAGUCUACAACUACUCCAUCCACAAAACUAUUGUUAUCCUCAACAUCACCAACAACAGCACAUUCACUCAAGAAACCAAUUCAUGAAAAGAAUGGAAUCAAUACAAAGCAAGUGGAUCAUUCACAUGGUGUUGUUGAUUCACCACAAAAGCGUCCAGCAUCAUCAACUAUUGAUGUGAAAAAGUCAAAGUCACUUACAUCUACAAAAUCACUUGGAACAGAUUUAUCGAAAUCAUCUAACCGAUCAUUGUCUACACUUAAACCAGCAUCACCAACAGUAAAGACGAAAACAACCACUGCUGAACGCUUGACAGCGCAUUCCAAUCUAAUUAAUCAUACAUCAAAAGCUCAUCCACGUAAAUCAGAGCCUGUAUCACAGACGACAACACCGAAUAAAAUACAAACAAAAAAAUCUGGCUUAAGUCUUAAGAGUAAUACUCCUAAUUCGAGUACAAAAGUAAUCAAAGAAGAAGAAGAAGAAGGAGGAGGAGGAGAAGUGAUAGUAACAGAUUCUAACAAACAGCCAACUAUUGUUCCACCAACUUCUUCACCUUCUGUUACUCAGAAUAGUACGGACAAUAAUUUAACUUUGAAUGAUUCACUUGAAUUCACUUCUGUUGAUCCCCUAUUAACCGGUUGGAAAGGUAUUUCUCAACAGGAUAACAUAUCAGGUAUGAACUAUGAGGCGAAAUCCAUUCCUGACAAAAUCAUAACAGACAGUCAACAGAAUAUAUCUACGGGAACAGGAACACCACCAUCACCGCCACCAUCACCAGGUCAACUGCUUCAACAACAACAACAACAACGAGAUCAGCACCAAGAAGUAGAAGAAGAAUAUAAAGUGCACAAAGUUAUAUUAGAGAAUAAAAUGUUAGCUGAAGAAUCAGAUGAACAAUUCACUCUUGAAUUGGAGAGUGAAUUAAGCCAGGAACAACAACAGAAUAUUCCACAGUCAUCACCAUUUAAUGACUCUUUAGCUGAAGAAGAGGAAGAUGAGGAAGAUUUCUUACAAAAAGAAGCCAGUAUGAUGAAUUAUCAACAGGAACAAGAAAAGUAUGAUGAUAAACUUGUAGAUGACAGUAACAGUAAUAUUAAUUCUUAUAUUGUUCAACAUGAAGAUGAUAGGCAACAAAUGAUGGAGAAUAUUUCACCUAACGUAGAAGAUGAUUCUGGCUUAACCACCUUGAAAUGUGAUGAUGUAGCUGAAGAAAUGAGACAGUAUAGAACACCAUUCGACACUGAUUUAGUCGAACAAGAACAAAUUACUACAAAGGAUGAUUUAAAUGAAUCACCUGAAGAGAUCCCUAGUCAGGUUGAAAAAUUAGAUGUAAAUAAAUGUAUAGAAGACAGUAUUAAUGAAUCAUUGAGUGAUGUACAUGACGAAGUAUCCUCACUAUCUGUUAACCAACAGGCGAUUGAUGAACAGUCUCAGUAUUCUGUAACCGUAGUAGAUGAUGUCACUUCUAAGUCUAAUGUUGAUGAAGUUGGUAUGGAUAAGCUUGUAGAUGGAAGUCAAGUCGUAGAAGUCGAAGAAGAAGAAGAAGGACAAGAAUCAUAUACGUGGCAAAACCAUCAACAGGAACAGCCAAUGGAAGAGUUAACUACAAACAAUUUGAACAUAUCAUGUAUAGAAAAUAAUAAUCAAUUGACACAUCAUGUUGAUUCACUGAAUCGUUUACAACACAAUGAAUCAUCUUCAUUCCCUGUUGACGAUGAACAAAUAGUUGAAGAGCAUCAAACAGUAGAACAAUGUUUACAUGAAGAUACUGAGAUAAAGAUUGGUCAUAAUGUCUUCGAACCUGAUUAUGAUGAAUUUCAGCAACAAAGACAACAACUUGACGAAGAUGAUGGACGUCAACAAGAACUAUUAGAAGAUCUAACUGUAAAUACACAAAAAAUGAUAAAUAUUCAAAAUGAUGACUACAUAAAUGAUGGUGAUGAAGAAAACGAAGAACACCGAGAACAAGAACAUGAGCUACCAUCACUGACAGAUCCAAUAGAUAUCGAAGGUGAACAAACUCCAAACCAAUACGACAUUAUACAUCAACUACAAGAUCCAUCAAGAUCACUACUACUACAGGAUAAUUUAUCAUCAUCCUUGGGUAAAGAACCAAUAGAUGAAGAGACUGAACAGUUGCAAGAUGCAUAUGAUUCCAGUGUACAGAAAUACCAAAUUGAAGACAAUUAUGAUGAACAACAACGAAAAGAAAUUCAAAGACAGUUGGUUUCAGAAACAAAUGAGAUUUUAUUGUCUGAAAAUACUCAACUUGAUAUCAAUCAGUCUUAUGAUCAAAGAGAUGAAGAACAUCCAAUCAAUGAUACAUCAGUCGAUUCACCAUUCACUGAUAAAUCCAUACUUAUUGAUGAAUCAUACUCGUUAACUGAUCAAAUAAAAACCUUGGAGUCUAUGAAUAUCGAUGAUAGUCAUUAUGUUGAAGAGGAAGAGGAGGAGCAUCAACAGUCAUAUAACCAUUCACCCCAACUUUCUGAUAAUCAAAACCUUGAUGAAGAAACAGAUAUCAAAAACGUAUUCAUGACAACAAAUAAUAUGGAACCUGUGAACAUAGAAGAUUAUCCAGGUGAUUCCAUUGAAAAUCAAGAUAAACAUAUUGAAAUAGAACAUGAAGAUGAUAAUGAACUAGGCAAAUCAGAUAUUGAUGAAACGGAAACAGAAUUUGUAAUACAAUAUCAAAAGCCUGGAAUAUCUAAAUCUAUAGAUAAUGUUGAAGAUACUUACUUGGAUAACCAGUUCAUGAUGACACCUACUGAUAACUAUACAAAAGAAGUGAUCUCCAAACAAGAUAACAAUGAAUAUAUUGAACAACCAUUUGAUGAAAAUACAACCAUUCUACAACAUACUGUCUAUCAUUCUAAUGAUCAUACAACAUCAUUUUCAUUAGACACUGAACUUACUCCUAAUACUGCAUAUUCUGUUGACUCAAGUACUGAUCAAAUAUUGACUGAUAAUGAUAAACAGACUGUUGAUACGUUUUACUCUAACAUUUUAUCAAAAUCAAUGAUUUCUAGAGAAGAAGAAGAAGAAGAAGAAGGUGUUGAAUCAACGGAGGAAUCAGUUCAAAAAGUCGAUUCUACUACAUUCGAUGAAUCUGUAUCACAAUUAAAUAAUCAAGUUGAGAAACAUGAUAAUUCAUACAUGUUAGAAGAGAAUUCUCUACAUGUUGAUACUGCGGAAAAUGUCAGAGAAUAUCAUCCAUUCAUGAGUCCAGACUCAAAAAUCUCCAUGGAUUCUAUUGUACAACAAUGCGAAAGUCAACAACACUAUGAUGAGCAAGAGUAUGCUGAUGAACAUGAACAGUUUGACCAACGAAAUCAAGAUUCAGAGGCUAAUUCUCUAGUUUCCAGUCCAAAUCGACCAAUAUCACCAAAUUACAAUGUUGUCACUUCAACUUAUCAGCAUGAUGAUGAUGAUAAUGGUGUUGAUACAACUGAUGCUGACUAUGCUAUGCUAUGUAUGAAUGAACAGUUAAACAGACAAGAGCAUGAAACUCCUACACUGGAUGAAGUUUUGAACUAUUCUAGCAUUCCUCAACAGUCUUAUUCAUUGUUACCAAAUAAUGACAAUACAGAAAUGAUGUCGAUAAUAUCACCUGCAGGUGACAAUAAUACCAACCUGUUUAUGCCUUCACCUACUACCUUUGGUGAUGAUUAUACUGCUACCACUACUACUACUACUAAUGGUAUUAGUAGUAUGACUGCUGAACAACAUAUCAAUGGUGUCAGCGCUCUUCAAGGUCAAUCAGAUGAUUCUUAUCACCUUGAAAAUGAUAAUAAUUUAAAGGAUUUGAAUAGUUCAGUGAAUAUCACCACCACAACUGCCCACAUCACUAAUAAUGACAGUAAUUUGCUGCAUGAGAACAAUGGAUAUCCGUAUACAAAUGGAUACAAUGUCAAUGGUGAUACAAAUGGGUAUGCCGGUCAUACAUCGAGUGCGUUAAAGAAUAAUCAAGACGAAAAUCAUCAUAAUCAUUCGAAUAAUAAUGGUAAUAAUAGUAACCAUGGUCAUUAUCUUUUGGAGACAGAGAUUGAUGGAUCAAAUAUCACCAAUUUCCUUUCAAAGGAUGUAACAAGUGAAUUCAUGAAAUCAUCAAUUUCAUAUCCAAUAGAUGAAGUAAAUGAUGAAGAUAUAUCAACUCAUCUUGUCACAACAACAACAACAACAACUCCUCCACCAUCUACUAUCUUAUCCACUACUCCAUCUAAAGAAAUAGAUAAUUUCAGUAAAUGUUAUACAGAUGGAGAACAAAUAAUACAAGAUAUACACUAUACAAGAUCAUCACCACAUUGUAGUCCAAGUGAAGAAACAUUUGAUCCUGUGAAACAAUGGGGUCAACCUCUUGGUCUUCCUGCACCAGUAGCACCAAGUACAAACCAUUCAAAGAAAACUUCUGUAGUUUGUCAUUUCUAUCAUUCAAGUUGA
This is a messenger RNA of Heterobilharzia americana, 6069 nucleotides long. NCBI's taxonomy places the organism in Eukaryota, Metazoa, Platyhelminthes, Trematoda, Strigeidida, Schistosomatidae. The record is from the annotation of a GenBank genome assembly.